AUGGAGACCCUGGAUGAAUUUGACAGUGAGUACCCGCUCAUCAUCACCUUCUGCGAGCGGAUCUCCCCCCAGGACUUUGAGGGCCAGUCCUCAAGUUACACACAGAAAGCCCUGCAGGACCUUUUCGUUCAAAUGGAACAGAACCCGAGGAUCUGUGAGCGGGUGGUGAGGAAGAGGAAGCAGACUGAGAACGAGACAGCCAGUUUGGCCCAAUAUCUGAAGGCCAAGUUCUUUUCCGUGCUUCAGGGAGACGUGAACUACGACAACUCCCUGGAAGAAAUGGAGAUGGAAGAACAGGUGGAACAACUGAAACGCGAGAUGGAGAAGGCUCACGAUUACGCUCACGCCGCCAAGAGUGCAUCCUGGAGGGCUCUGGAGAUGCAGACUAAGAAGGCCGUUCCGUCGGGAGAAUUCAGCCCCAGCCAGACCAAGCUUUUGGAUUCGAGUGCUCCAGUGAUGCCAAAAAUCUUUGGUUCUUUCCCAAAGCAGAUGGAGAUAUGCAUGGGAUCCAAUGUGGACUUGAAACAGCUCUGGGCUGGCAUGUCAUCAGUCAAUCAAAAGAGCAUGGUUGACCUGCGGCCCUUCAUGCUAAACCCUGGUGGCUUCCGUCCCUCAUUCCUGGCAAGCAACUCUGUCAGCUGGCUGAAAUACUCCAGUUUCCCAAGGACUCCUGCCAGCAAUCCCGCUUCAUCUUCCCAAAGCUGCUCCAGCACCACGUCCGUCUUCAGCACACCCAUGCUUGCCAAGUUCAGGGGCAGCAAAGACAACGAGAAGGAUAGUGAAAACUCAGGCCCCGAUUCUCAGCCGACAGGGGCCUAA
This is a messenger RNA of Rhineura floridana, 819 nucleotides long. RefSeq lists its product as uncharacterized. Bases 1 to 819 code for a protein of 272 amino acids. The record is from RefSeq and is a predicted model, not a curated record. The transcript has 6 exons. Lineage: Eukaryota; Metazoa; Chordata; Lepidosauria; Squamata; Rhineuridae.